AUGGGCCAGGCGGGCAGCCACCCGGCCGGCGCGGUCCCGCACCGGUGCCGCCGCUCCAACACGUUGACCCACGAACCGCUUCGACACGCAUCGAAGGUGCUGCCAUCUCUGCCGGAGUCGCCGUGCUUGCGGAGUACGGACAAUGGCGCAAUUCUUCAGUCUGGGGGAACCAUUAGCGGACGGAGGCCUGGGUCCAUGCAUCAAGAGAGCUCCAGGUCGACACAUGGACAUGGGCACUCAAACGUGUUUAGAUCACGGUCUGCUGGGUUGUCAGGGGAAUCCGGGGAUCUGCGGUCAAGAGAGCGGGAUCCCUUGCAUCGGUCUCAUACCAAUCUCGACAUAAGACUAAACGAAAAUGGUAGUAUAGGCAAAAGAUUCGAUUCAGAACCUAAUCUGAGAAUAGAAGAGGAACAACAAAAACAAAGAAAUAAUAACAAGCACUUUCGUAAAAAAUAUCGUGCACCCCCACCGCCUAGCAACGAUCGUCGAGGGGGUUCUUCGCCAGAUUCCAGCGUUGGGAAUGCGAGACCAGAAGCCCAAAGAAAACUCAGGCUAUUUAAAACACGUAAUGAAACUAAAAACAUAAAUGGACACUCAGACUCGAAAAUUCCUAUUAUUAGGAAUACCUACACUGAUUUCAAGUCCUUAGAUAUUAAUGACCAAUCAUUCGAAAGAAGAUACAAAUCUCCAUGUAAAGAUAAAGAUCAGCAUUUGAAGUACCCCGACAACAGGGACAUGGUACAGAGUUCAGCAUCAUUAAAAAGGGAAGAACGAUUAUUACAAAGUAGAAACAAUUCGAAGAAAUCGAGAACAGAUGUAGUUAGUGGAUGUAAAGCGAAAAUGUCAAAGAGUAAUGAACAAAGCGAAGCAUGGAAAACACCUCUUCUAGACAGAAACUUCAGAUACUCUGAAAGAUUUAAAAAGGAUGACAGCGAUCAUUCAACGUUAAGAAGAGAAAAAACGUUUGAUAAUUCUUUACUCGAAAGGAAUCGAGAAAUUGGUUCAUCUAAAAACAUAUUCGAAAAAGAGUUAAAGACUUUAGGAGAACAAAAGAAACUCAGUCCACUUGCGGAGAGUAGCAAACCACUGAGAAAAUCUCUUCCUUCAUUAUUGCCGAGAAAUGAAGAAAAAGAUGAAUUUCAAGCGGAGCUUAAAAAGGCUACAAGUAGAAUAAGAAAUGAAUUAGGUCAUAAAUUUAAUAUAAGUGAAAACAAAACUAGUCAAGUUAAUAAAUUCAGCGUAGAAAAACCAAACCCAACGAAAACUCCAGAACAGACAAAAGUCAAAGAAUCUAGUCUUAAAACAGACAAUGCGAACACAAAAAAAGACUCAAAAACUAAAAAUAUUCGAAUGCCUUUAUCUAGGACGCAUGAAGUUAAGUCCAAUUUGCCGAUGCAACAAAACAAAACUGCUAAAUGUAAUGACACAAACAACUUCAAAUUUAAUACUAAGGAAAAUAAUCGUCCAAUGCCAGAUAGAGGUCAAGCUUCUGGGAAAGAAUCUACUCCAGAACAUUCUCCAACUAGGAAAAGGGAAUUUACAACGAAUAAUACCUCACAACAAACGCAAAAACCAGCACCGUCAAAACAGUUCUAUUUUGGAAUGAUAGAAAGCAAACAUAUAGAACCCCAGGACCAUCUCAAAGACUUCCCAGGACUAGGGAGUCCAAUAAUCGAAGAACUAAAUAACUUCCAUCUGAUAGAACAGAAGUUGCUCAGUUACCAUGAUGAUGAUGCAGAGCUAGAGAAGUUCAACGAGAAAUUUAAAGAAGAUUGUAAAAUAAGAAAUAUAUCAUCAGAGUCUGCACUCUCAUCGGAAGGUUCCGAAGGCGAAGGUUCUGAUGGAUCACUGGGUAUUGCAUUGAGGCUUAGGCCCACAUUGCCUAAGAAACAAACGUCAAUACCUCAUUUCUCACCAUCAGCUGCAUGGCGGCAACUUGCCAGUUUAGAUGCGCAUCUUGCGUCUGAAACCCAGCCGCUAGCAGUGGAAACAAAGAUGUCGGGUGACAUAUCGGCCGAGUCAUCUCCGCGCUCCGAUCCAUCAGCAGACAAGUCAGGCGACUCUGGCAUAUCCGGCGAUCAUGCUCAUAGUGACCACAGGAUUGAUUCUCCAUCCAGGCAUCACAUAGCAGAGGCCGGUGGAGUGACAUGGACUCCGCAGCAAGACCUGGGAGACAGCAGCUCGGACGGUGCGGGGGGUGCGGGGGGCGCGCCGCUGCCCGCCGGGCUCGGUGUCGCUACCUACAGCCCUGGUGCUCAGCCCUUCAGCCUCUCGUUGCCCAGGGAAAACCAGGAAAAGGGCAAGCAGUUGCAGCAAGGUUUCAACAGUCUGCAGAAGCUAAGGAAGUCGGUGUCGGGGGCGUUGGGCGCUGCUUUGGGUUCCAGAAGAUUUGACCUAGAACAUGAGCCUAUGCUCGAGGAGCCUGAACAGAACUGGUUCUUGACGAAAUCCGCGCCUAACUCGUUGAGCAAUCCACUGCUCUUCCAACAACCGAGAUCGAAAGGAUCUCUCGACGAUGAUAAUAAAGAACAGUCAGAUCCUACGGAGAAGGAGGCUGCAAACGGGUGGAGGGCUGGCAGCGCGUACGUAUCGUGGGGGGGGCACGUAAUGUACCUGCCCCCCGCCGCACAGCCGCACUCCAUGCCCGCACUCGACCGGCCCGUCAGGAGCAAGUCAAGCGGGUGCCUGGAAGCUGCGGCAAGAGCUGCACGGGCAGCACUGGCGGGCGAGAUGCGAGAACGAGAGCGCUCAGCAUCCCCUGACGUGGCCCGAGCUGUGCCAGCUGCCGUGCGACCAGCUACGGGACCAGCCAACGUGAGUACACCGCUUACUUACAGCACUGCGAUUGUUUCAUUGUGUGUGCAUAGGCGGUACCAGCGCAAUCAAACAAACGCAAACGGUCGGGGCAGGAGAUUCACGUUCCAGUCGACAGUGCGCCAGUUGGAGAGGCGGAGGCUCGCCGAGAAGCUGUCCAGGGAGGCCGAUCUGAAGGAGCAACAGCGAAAAACCGAACUGGAGGCCAUGCGAAGAGUCGAGGAAGAGUUCCAGCGCAAGCGGGCGCGUGAGAAAGCUAACAUAAGGCAGCAACUGCGGCUUGUCAGUAGCGGUGCCUCCAGCCUACCCACCACUGCUAACAAUACUAAGGCGAGGGACGAACCGGACGGCUCGUGCCGGGCGUCUCCGGGAGCACGAGAUACUCGCACUCGGCACAGCAACACCUCCUCAGAAACAAGCGCACGCAGUAAAAGCACUACGCCGAUCCGGUGCGUGGAGUUGUCGGAGUGGCGCACGGGCCCCGCGGCGCGCGUGUACCGCGACUGGGCCGCAGCGCACGCGCACCCGCCCGCCUGCGCCACCAUCACGCACGCACACGCCGCCGCGCACGGGGUAGAAGGCGAGGCGUUUAGCGGCAGCCCGCGCUCGGAUAACUACCGGCUGGAGUUCGCGCGCGGGCGCUCGCCGCGCACGCCGCGCGCGCCGCGCCUGCUGCCCACGCCCGGCUCGCCCUCCUCCUCAGGCUCCGACAUGUCGCUGCGCCCCAUACGCAUCAGACAGUACGCGGUAAGUGAGGCUAACGUAGUAUUCCUAUGUUCCCAAGGUGGUGAUGUGAUAUCGAGUUGUAGUGCCUUUAUAACUACUAACUGCAUACGACUGGCAACAAGAGAGUGCGACGGGACGGUAGGGGAUGCCUUGGAAGCAGAGGAGCCAGCCAUCGUGCCCACGCUGCGGCCCGCCGGCCCCGCGCGUCCCGCGCUCGCUAUUCGCUGA
This is a messenger RNA of Parnassius apollo (apollo), 3768 nucleotides long. The record is from the annotation of a GenBank genome assembly. NCBI's taxonomy places the organism in Eukaryota, Metazoa, Arthropoda, Insecta, Lepidoptera, Papilionidae.